Messenger RNA from Anisakis simplex (herring worm), 1164 nucleotides. Lineage: Eukaryota; Metazoa; Nematoda; Chromadorea; Rhabditida; Anisakidae. The record is from the annotation of a GenBank genome assembly.
AUGCAUUCUGAUGGCGCUACGAAACAAGGAAUUCUAGAAAUGUUUGAUUCAUUCCUCAAACCAGCUGGUAGCACCGCAAUGAAACCGGAAAAAGAUUCUGUUUCUACGGUCUCCAACAUUCCGACGUCGAACAUCCGCACAUCAAAGAAUCCCAUGGCCAAUUCAUCCACAAACAACUCCUCCACGUCACUAUCAUCACCACAAACGAGUGGUGCACUCAAGAAUAGUUUCACGCCAAUACGGGCAAUCAACAGUGAAACGUUGAAAACCGAUGGUGGACAUAACCAUGAUCAAAAACCGCAGCAACAAUUCCUGAUGAAAAAAGUUGAAGCGAUACAUAAACCAGAACUGUCUCAUAAUGAAGUGAAUACUCCACAAACGGGCCUGUCAGGGGCUCGAAAGCCAUUACCUAUUGUGAAACCACUGUCUGAAAGUAAACCUGGAGCAUUAAGCAAGCCAAUUCCUGAGGUAGACACCUUGUUCAGCAGAACAAGUCUUCACAAGCUAGGCAGCAGUCGGGAUGAGAGGAUUCUGAGUCUUGACGAUGACGAUACUGAUGGCAACGCAUCUAUCGGCGAAGGAUUGAAGUUAUUCGGGGGUAAAUUGGGAGAAGUGAAGAAAACGACUGGUUUGGUUUCAAUGGCUAUUUCUGAUAAAGAUAAACUACGCUUGGAUGAGGUACCGAAUGAUCCGAAAAAAUCAACCGCUAAUGUUGCUGACACAGUCAAUGCUCUCAAGAGCCCAGCAUUGAUAGAAUCAGCAACGAACGUGAAGGCAAAAGAAUCGAAAACCCCACCAAGGAAAGAUUCAGACGGGAGCUCGUCUGAGACAACAAGUUCGAGUAGUACGACAAGUGACAGUAAAAGUCAAAGCGCUUCACCAAAUAUUAUUCGAAACCCUUCGAUGUCGUUGCCUCCACUCAAGAGCACCACAUCACUAAACACAACGAAUCUUCCGUCAAUCCCGACCAAAUCGCUGAAUCCCAUCGCAUCAUCUGACCCAAACGCUUUCUCGAAACGUCUCAACGCCUUUCUCAAAGUGCAUUCAAAGUCUGAGGAGGACAGUGCCGAUGAAGUAGAAGAGGAAGAAAUCGAAGAGGAAAUCAACGUUGACGAGUUACUGCAGUCGAAUGGUGAAGAUGACAACGACAGUAUUUCAUUUUAA